Messenger RNA from Nylanderia fulva, 1719 nucleotides. The record is from RefSeq and is a predicted model, not a curated record. NCBI's taxonomy places the organism in Eukaryota, Metazoa, Arthropoda, Insecta, Hymenoptera, Formicidae.
AUGGAUGUGCCCACGCUGGUCGAUUGUCAGCGUGAGAUUCAAAUUCGAAUCUCACGCUCUGUAGAGUACUUGAAGAAGCUGGGCAGCGCCAAUAUCACCACCAGUGCUAUCGCCACACGCACCAGAAUCCUGGAUCAGCUGUGGACAAAGUUCGAGACGCAGCAUGACCUUAUCCGAGCGGCCUUGAAAGACAAAUUCAGUGAGAGCAAUUAUUUCAAAUCAGAUUUCCAUGCAGAUACAGAAAAUCUGUACGUAAGUCAGAGAAGCAUACUUGAUGGCUACGCCGAACACUUUCGUGCACCAAACGUAGCUCCUUCUGCCGACGUCACGCCACGGUCGUCACUGCCGCGCAUCAAGGUACCGCCAUUCUCGGGUGCUUACGCUGAUUGGUCGUCGUUUCGGGAUCUCUUUCUCUCCGUCAUGAAGGGAGAUACCGCAGAGGAGUUGAGACGCAUCCACAACGCCGUUACUGCUGCCGUCAACGGUCAGGAGGUCAUCGGGCGUCCAAUAAACUCCCACGGGAUGGACCUCUUCAACUUCCUGGUGACUGAGCUGUUUGAUGCACGCACACGUCUAGAGUGGGAGUCGUUCAUUUCAGACACAUCAGAGCCAGCACAGAACGAGGCACUCGGUGACUUUAUUAGUCGGCGGAUCUUAACGCUCCAUGCCGCACGACCGAAGGGCGUCAGAAAACCGUCCGGAGAUGCUCCACGGAUCGCCAAGGCACACGUCACGAAACACCACGGACCUGAACCGCCGCACUGUGCCCUGUGUCGCGAGAAGCACACUUUGAUGACCUGCCGAGACUUCAAGGCCAAGACAGUCAAUGAGCGUAAAGCAUUCAUAGAGACAAGCAAGCUCUGCUACAAUUGCUUAGGCAACCACUUUUUAUCUCGCUGCCAGUCAAAGAAGAACUGUCUCACAUGCGACGCACGACACCACACGAUGUUGCACGAAGCACCGACGUCUUCACUGUCAGCUGAGGCCACCACACGCGCCACCACACUGACCACGACUCUGCAACAUCAGGAUCACAAGGCCGUUCUGCUGGCAACAGCUCGAGUGAACAUCGCCGAUCGGUACGGUUCACCACACGCCGUACGCGCUCUGAUCGACCAAUGCUCUGAGGUGUCGAUCAUUUCAGAGACCUUGGCACAACGCCUUCGCCUUCCUCGAGUCUCGACGGAUCUCUCGAUCUUCGGCAUCGGAGGGACCCGCUCAGGAUCCGCUCGAGGCAAAGUAACGCUGCACGUAACAUCAGACGUGACCAAUGCCGAGCUCAGCGUGGUAGCCUUUGCGCUGCCUCGCAUAUCACUGCAGCAAGGAUCAGUCUCACGAGGAGAACGCAGCUGGCCUCAUCUCAAAGGACUCCAGCUGGCCGAUCCUCGCUUUUUGGACGACGACCCAGCUGAGUUACUCCUAGGAGCCGAGGUCUAUUCCUUGAUUCUCGAGGAAGGCCUCCGCAAGGGAGAUUCAAGGAUGCCGAUCGCCCAGCAAACAAACCUGGAGUGGAUCCUCUCUGGCGGAUACGACGCAGCAACAGUCAACGGACAUCGCCGCACAUUCCGAUGCACCGCCGAUCAUGACCUCGCCGAUCUCAUACAUGGUGAGACUGCCUCUCGCAUCACCACCGACGACUCUUCAAGACACUCGCCGCCCAGCGGAGCACCUCCUGAAAGCCAUGGAGUCCAAGGGCAGCCGAGACCCUCGAUUUGGUGA